Molecule: messenger RNA, 5857 nt
Organism: Brienomyrus brachyistius
Lineage: Eukaryota; Metazoa; Chordata; Actinopteri; Osteoglossiformes; Mormyridae
Product: plasma membrane calcium-transporting ATPase 1-like
Exons: 21
Coding region: 408-4199 (1263 amino acids)
Biological process (GO): calcium ion transmembrane transport; regulation of cytosolic calcium ion concentration
Cellular component (GO): intracellular membrane-bounded organelle; membrane
Molecular function (GO): PDZ domain binding; ATP binding; ATP hydrolysis activity
Source: RefSeq, a predicted model, not a curated record
CAUAGCAGUUGAUCCUAUUGAAAUCCCGGUAGUCAGUGGCCUUUUGGUGUUUACACUGGGAUAGAAACUGCAUGCUGCCACUGACAUCCACUACUACCAUUUUUUUUAUACUGCAAGAAAAGCAAGGGAUGUUAACAUUGUAUACUCUAUUUCCCAGUCUCUCCCAGAUCUUCCCAUGCUGAUACCCCUGGGCUUUGGACAGCAGCUGGCAGCAUGGAGGAAUAGACAUGGGACAUUUGGAAGGAAAUGGCUUUUAAUUUAUCCAGAUCACACGACAAAGACCUGGACGUGGCAUAGCUCUGACGGAUUGAAAACGUUCAUGGAAAGUGCUUUAUUCAGCUGAGGAUAUUGCUGUUUGUUCAUGGGCCUUCCCCUGACAAAGCUGUGGUGAUACGCGGCAAGGAAACAUGGCAAACAACUCUCAUGGCGGGGGAAAGAGCCCCCCAGACCAGGACGACCAGGAGCAAGAGUUUGGCUGUACGCUCCAAGAACUGCGCUCUCUCAUGGAACUGCGGGGGGCUGAAGGACUACAAAAAAUACAGGAGUCAUACGGUGGCAUCCAUGGACUCUGUUCCAAACUGAGAUCAUCUCCUGUAGAAGGGUUGACUGGCUACCCUGCAGAAACUGAGAAGAGGAAAGCAGAAUUUGGACAAAACCAUAUACCACAAAAACAGUCAAAAUCCUUUCUUCAGUUAGUGUGGGAAGCAUUGCAAGAUGUGACUCUCAUUAUUCUGGAAGUGGCAGCCAUCAUUUCCUUAGGCCUUUCUUUUUAUAGACCUCCAGAUGCAGAGAAAGACUACUGUAGCAAGGCGGCUGGAAGUGUGGAUGAAGAGGACAAGGCAGAAGCAGGCUGGAUUGAGGGAGUGGCCAUCCUGCUAUCCGUCAUCUGUGUGGUACUGGUGACAGCCUUUAAUGACUGGAGCAAGGAGAAGCAGUUCCGGGGCCUUCAAAACCGCAUCGUACAGGAGCAGAAGUUUUCUGUCGUACGAAGGGGUCAAGUUAUCCAGAUACCUGUAGCAGAGUUGGUUGUUGGGGACAUUGCACAAAUCAAAUAUGGUGACCUCUUACCCACAGAUGGCAUCCUUGUUCAAGGCAAUGAUCUUAAACUCGAUGAGAGCGCCCUCACAGGGGAGUCUAACCUUGUAAAAAAAGCACUGCAUAAGGACCCCAUGCUGUUGGCAGGUACCCAUGUCAUGGAGGGCUCUGGCAAGAUGGUGAUCACUGCUGUUGGCAUAAACUCCCAGACAGGAAUUAUCUUCACUUUGCUGGGUACUGGAGAGGAUGAGUAUAAUAACAAAAGAGCGAAGAAGGAGCAAAAGAGGAAGAAAAAAGAGGAGAAAAGGAAAGAAAAUGGGAAAAAGAAGGAGAAAGAAAACAAAGAACUGGAUGAAUCUGCUGAAAACCACAAAAAAGAUGAAGCUCUGGAUGGUGUAAAGAUAGAAAUGCAGCCCCUCAAUGCCAAAGAAGGAAGUGAUGGUGAGGUCAAAAAGAAAGUUAGUAUGUCAAAAAAAGAGAAGUCUGUUCUUCAAGGGAAGCUCACUGUAUUGGCAGUUGAAAUUGGCAAAGCAGGCUUGGUCAUGUCUGCCAUGACAGUCAUUAUCCUGGUGGUCCUCUUUGUGGUUGACACUUUUUGGGUCCAAGGCCGAUCCUGGGUCAAGGAUUGCACUCCCAUCUACAUCCAGUUCUUCGUCAAGUUCUUCAUCAUUGGCGUCACUGUGUUGGUUGUAGCUGUGCCUGAAGGCCUUCCAUUGGCCGUCACCAUCUCUCUGGCCUACUCUGUCAAAAAAAUGAUGAAGGAUAACAACCUGGUGAGACACCUUGAUGCCUGUGAAACCAUGGGCAAUGCAACAGCUAUUUGCUCUGACAAAACGGGAACUUUGACCUUGAACAGGAUGACUGUAGUUCAGGUUUACAUUGCAGACACUUAUUAUAGGCGCGUCCCUAAACCUAAACACAUCCCAAGGAACAUCAUGGACCUUCUCAUUCAGGGCAUUGCGGUCAACUGUGCAUAUACUACCAAAAUUCUGUGUCCAGACAAAGAGGGAGGACUGCCACAGCAAGUGGGGAACAAGACUGAGUGUGCCUUGCUGGGCUUCGCCCUAGCUCUGCAGAAGGACUAUGAGGCAAUCCGUUACGAGAUCCCUGAGGAGAAGCUCUAUAAAGUAUAUACCUUCAACUCCAUUAGAAAGUCAAUGAGCACUGUUUUAAAGAACGCCGAUGGAAGUUUCCGAAUGUUCAGCAAAGGAGCCUCUGAGAUCCUCCUGAAGAAAUGCAAUAAAAUCUUGUUGUCAAAUGGUGAGUGCAGAGAGUUCCGACUGAGGGCUCGCAAUGACCUAGUGAAGAUGGUAAUUGAGCCUAUGGCAUCAGAGGGCUUGAGGACCAUCUGCCUGGCCUACAGGGACUUUCCCCUGACUGAGAAAGAGCCUGACUGGGACAAUGAGGCAGAUGUCCUUAGAUGCCUAACUUGCUUGUGUGUGGUAGGCAUUGAGGACCCAGUUAGGCCAGAGGUCCCAGAUGCCAUCAGGAAAUGUCAGCGUGCUGGAAUCACAGUGCGAAUGGUGACAGGGGACAAUAUCAACACAGCCAUAGCCAUAGCCACUAAGUGUGGUAUCAUUCAGCCUGGGGACAACUUCCUGUGUCUGGAGGGAAAGGAGUUCAACAAGCUUAUACACAAUGAAAAGGGCGAGAUUGAACAGGAGCUCAUUGAUAAGGUCUGGCCAAAGCUUCGGGUGCUAGCCAGAUCGUCCCCAACUGACAAACACACUCUAGUAAAAGGAAUAAUUGACAGCACUGUAACGCAGCAGCGGCAGGUGGUUGCAGUGACAGGAGAUGGAACUAAUGAUGGCCCUGCCUUGAAGAAGGCUGAUGUGGGGUUUGCCAUGGGCAUUGCUGGCACUGACGUAGCAAAAGAGGCCUCAGACAUCAUCUUGACGGACGAUAACUUCACCAGCAUUGUGAAAGCAGUCAUGUGGGGGAGGAACGUGUAUGACUGCAUUUCCAAGUUCCUGCAGUUCCAGCUGACAGUCAAUGUUGUGGCCGUGGUUGUAGCCUUCACUGGAGCCUGCAUCACUCAGGACUCUCCCCUGAAAGCCGUGCAGAUGUUGUGGGUUAACCUGAUCAUGGAUACCUUUGCCUCCCUGGCCCUGGCCACAGAGCCACCCACUGAGUCGUUGCUCCUCAGAAAACCAUAUGGCCGCAACAAACCACUCAUCUCCCGCACCAUGAUGAAGAACAUUCUGGGCCAUGCAGUCUACCAGCUCACAGUUGUCUUUACCCUACUGUUUGCUGGUGAGCGGUUGUUCGACAUUGACAGCGGCAGGAACGCCCCACUGCACGCCCCCCCCUCCGAGCACUACACCAUAGUAUUCAACACAUUUGUCAUGAUGCAGCUGUUCAAUGAGAUCAAUGCCCGCAAGAUCCAUGGUGAACACAAUGUGUUCGCUGGCAUAUUCAGCAAUGCCAUUUUCUGCUCCAUCGUGCUGGGCACAUUCAUCAUCCAGAUUGUGAUCGUUCAGUUUGGAGGGAAGCCAUUCAGCUGUGUAAGUCUCAGUUUUGACCAAUGGCUGUGGUGCAUCUUCCUGGGGGUGGGAUGUCUGCUCUGGGGUCAGAUUGUCUCCUCUAUUCCUACAAGUUGGCUUACAUUUCUGAAGCCAGCAGGCAACGGUACUCACAUGCAAGAUGAUGAGGACAUGGAUGACCUGGAUGAAAUGGACUAUAUAGAAAGGGAGCUACGACGUGGUCAGAUUCUCUGGUUCAGAGGCCUUAACCGGAUCCAGACUCAGAUGGACAUUAUCAAUGCUUUCCAGAGUGGAACGUCCUUUCAGGGGUCUCUACGGCGCCAGCUGUCCAGCACCAUCUGUCCAGUGCCAGCUAAACCAAAUAGCAUUCGAGUGGUCAAUGCCUUCCGGGACUCACUCUCCCCCUAUCUGGAAAAGUCCCAGUCUCUCACUUCCAUCCACAACUUCAUGACCCCCCCAGAGUUUUGGAUGGAGGACUCCCAGCCCCACGUGCCCUUAAUUGAUGACACGGAUGCAGAGGAUCAACUCCCCACCAAACGCAACUCCAUAGCCUGUGCCCUCCCCUCACUUAACAAAAAUAAUAAUGCAGUGGAUAGUGGUGUCCAUCUGUUUCUGGAGAGCAACAAGUCAAGGCCCUCAGCUCCAGAAAUUCCCUUGCAUAGCCUGGAGACCACUCUGUGAUUGGUUCCCCAAACCCUGGGUGCCUGAAGCCAAUAUCCCCAUACUUAGUGCACCAGUAGGGGGCCUCUGUGAGCCUGUUGACCAAUUUGAAGGCUAGCAUGUUCUCUGCUAAAACCUCUCUUUAUUGUCAAGUGAAUAAAAAGGAGAGCUGCAAGAACUUAAACAUGGAUAAAAAGUAAGUAAAAAAACAAAAAAGGGGAAAUAUCCAUCUUGCACCUGGACUGUGUUCAGUGAAGCUAUUCAUCUGGACGACUGUAUUUGGACUUUUUCUUCUUCUAUAAUGGCUGAUACGGUAAUACAUAAUUCAAGAUAGCAGUUGUUUACAAGGUUUAUAGGUACUUUAUGCUUAAAUUUAUAGCUAAGAGGUUCCAGGAGAGGAAGAUGCUGAAAAAAAUAAAGGGGAAGCAUAGCUCAUAUUUUGUAUUGCUGUUUUAUAAAGGGCUUGUAAAAGCAGAAUCGUGUUGCCCUUUUUUCUAGUUACAUAUACUGUUAAAUGCAUCCAAGUAUCAAAAGGGUGAUGGUAUUAAUAAACAAGGGCCACAGACACAAUUAUGAUGGGGAUGCUCUGCUUUGACAACACCUCGGAGUUUGCUUUUAGAGAAUUAAGAAUGUUAUGGGAUGCUUGUCAUACUUUGAUUCCGUGGAGAUGCAUGAGUGGAGGUAAUGGCCAGUGAUAGUAGGGUUCUCUUAAACUGAGUAGCGUACACAAAGUAUACGACGGGACCCCUAUCACAAAGGUUAGACUGGUUGUAGACACUACCAUGGUUAUCGGAAGCGUUACUUGAAGAAAGGAAAUGGUUCACUGUCCAUCUUCCAGUAUUCACUGAGCAUGUCUAAGGACUGUACUGAAAAUUAAAAGAAGACAUCAGCAGAUUUGGUGUCAUUAUGCAGCAAGACUGCAUCUGUGUGUUUUAUAAAAUGUCUUCCAGUGAACUAUGGCUUAGUGAUAUUUCGACAGAUAUGGGGACAACCAUUUCUUGAUUAAGAGCUAAGAUACAAUCCUUAAAAUACUUCAAAAUUCCUAUUCUUAAUUUUCUGCACACAAAAGUUCAAGAAAUAUGAAAGCCUUUUUUUUUAAUCACUAUGGUCAGUAUAGGGGAAUUCAAUACAAAACUUUGAACAAGAACUGCUUUUCUUUUUACCAGUGGAAAUUAAUUUGAACAGUGUUGUCUUUUUAAUAAUAAUAAUAAUAAUAACAAUAAUACUAAAAUAAUAAUAAUAGAUACUUUAUUCAUUCCCUCUGGGAAAUUCAGAACCAUCUAAGGAGCAUCAUCUAUACACAAAAAAAAACCUACAAAUGCUCAGACAUCCUGCUGCAUAUUGAUAAUCAGCAGCUAUGUUCCUUUGCCUUUUUUCCUUUUGAUUUCCAAUCCAUGCGGAGUAAACACUGGAAACUGGACAGCUGUGACCAUAAGGAUUGUUUUUAUUCUUGCAGCAUUUCAACUGCACUCAUUAUUCAACUUCUAUUUCAUUUUUGUUGUACAAUUAAAAAAAUCCAACUUGCAAGUUUUUUCCCCUUUCAGUGGGAAUGGAUUUUUCAGCAUAUGGAAAAAUCUUUGUUUGAAACAGUGUAAAUGUUAUUGUGUUUCAGUUGUUAAAAAAAGUCAAGCUUUUCUCGCAUAAGCUACAUAACAAUAAAGGUAGCUUUUUUAACCUAA